Messenger RNA from Patella vulgata (common limpet), 1883 nucleotides. Its product is annotated as GTPase IMAP family member 4. The transcript has 3 exons. The record is from RefSeq and is a predicted model, not a curated record. Bases 159 to 1166 code for a protein of 335 amino acids. Gene Ontology annotation, molecular function: GTP binding. Lineage: Eukaryota; Metazoa; Mollusca; Gastropoda; Patellidae.
CCGUUAGUACAGUUUCUGGAGAAUCGGGAAUUCCAGGCAGGUAUCCAUUGAUAGUGUUAUCGAUCGUUGCACGACGGUCAUCUUUGCUAAGAGUAGGACGACCAGUUAGUACAGUUUCUGGAGAAUCGGGAAUUCCAGAUUAAAAAAGAGAAUAGAAGAUGCCUUUUACAAGUCCAGAAGAGUUAAGAAUAGUUAUGGUAGGAAAAACCGGGGCGGGCAAAAGCGCCACGGGAAACAGUCUGCUGGAGACUAGGCUAUUCAAAUCCAACAAUUAUGGGGCGUCUGUCACCGUAGAUUGUAAAUUUGGAAACAGGCAUCUUAACAAUGGGAAAAAGUUGGUUGUCAUCGAUACACCAGGAAUAUUCGACACCAGGAAAAGCAACCUUGAAACAUCAAAAGAAGUUAUAAGAUGUAUCGGUCUAUCGUCGCCAGGUCCUCACGUUUUUCUCUUCGUUCUGAAGAUCGGUCGCUUUACCCAGGAAGAGAUGGACACGAUUCAACAUCUCAAAGAUUUGUUUGGAGAAGACGUAGUCGAUUUUGUGGUCAUUUUAUUCACUGGCAAGGACUCACUUGAUUACGAUGGUAUGACCAUUCAUGAACAUAUCCAGCAUUGUCCACCAGAUCUACAAUCACUGGUUGCCCAGUGCCAUGGGAGAAUAGCUACCAUUAACAACCGAGCAAAACCACCGGCAUUAGCAAUGGAUGUUAAAGGUAUUCUAGAUUUAAUGGCGGAGACCGUGAGACAAAAUGGCGGAAAGUACUACACUGGAGAGAUGUUUGAAGGAGCAGAAAGGGCAUAUCAAGAAAAACUUCGACUUCUCGAGGAAGAGAAAAACAAGAAAGAGCGGGAACUAGAACAAAAAGAGCGGGAAAUUGAGGAAGAGGCGAAGAGAAAGAUGAAAGAAAUUGAAGCGAUGAAACUAGAACACAAUGAAGAGAAAGAAGAAUUAGAGAGAAUUAAGAAAAGACAACGUCAAAAAGAGCAGGAAUUAGAAGACGAACGCGAGAAAAUAAAGAAUAUCGAUCCGAGACAAGAAUAUCGAGAGGAUGUGGCGGCGAAAGAUGGCGCCAUUGUUGAUAUUGCUCGAGGUAUAGAAAAGGUUGGGCGUGGCAUUGGACGGGGCGUCAAAGACGCGUGGAAUGGAAUCGUUGGUUGGUUUAGUUAGAUCGUAAGUUAGCCGAAGUCGGUCUUACCCGUAGCCCAACACACGAAUUGGAACUCAAGUUGGCGCACCUUUAAGCUGAUAAUAAUGGUUACUGUUUCAUUUAAAACUAUAGACUGUGUUGUAUAUUUGAUGUCAAAUGAAAUAUUUUAAAGAUACAUUAUGUAACAGCUAAAUUUAUCUAUGACAGGUCUUUUUAUCACUUUAUUCACAUGACAAACCGAAAAUCAACUCGCGAGACCAUCGGAUGGCCGUGGUAUUAAACGGAUAAAACACAUCGCCAUUUAAUAAUUUCAUUUUAAACUGGAAAAUUCAGACUGUAUCGUUAAAAUUUCAAACUCUGAAAUUUUCAUUAUAUUCAAUUUUCACAGUCUGUUUGAACUAUUAUAUCAGGAACGGCCAGCUCUGUAUCUAAAUCUACACACAUUGUAAUGCAUCUCUAUCUAAGUCUACAUAAUGCAUCUUUAUGUAAAUCUACAUAAUGCAUCUCUAUCUAAAUCUACAUAAUGCAUCUUUAUGUAAAUCUACAUAAUGCAUCUCUAUGUAAAUCUUCAUAAUGCAUCUUUAUGUAAAUCUGCAUAAUGCAUCUUUAUAUGAAUCUACAUACAUUGUAAUGCAUCUUUAUAUAAAUCUACAGACAUUGUAAUGCAUCUUUAUAUGAAUCUUACAUUAUGCAUCUUUAAAUUAUCUUAUGCUUAUUAUUAAAAAUGUUAUUACUGU